AUGGCUUCUACCACCACGCCGAACGGCAAAGCCGAACAGGCGCCGGCGAAGCAGGAGAAGGAGCUCUACCCGAUGAGCGAGUGGAAGUAUGACACCUUCCUGUGGACCAUGUCAGUGCUCGUGGAGCUCUUCUUCCGGGAAGUGCAUCCUCGAGGCUCGUGGAAGGUCCCGAGGCACGGCCCGGUCCUCUUUGUUGCAGCUCCCCACGCCAACCAGUUUGUCGAUGCCCUCGUUCUGUCAAGAACUCUUCGAAACGAGGCAAAACGUCGAGUCUCUCUUCUCAUCGCCCAAAAGUCUGUCCACGGUUUUAUCGGAUACGCAUCUCGCCAGGUCGGUGCAGUGCCCGUCGGGAGAGCACAGGAUGCUGCGAAGCCGGCCAAGGGCGUGAUCUACAUGCCCGAUCCGGUCAACGACCCUACGCUGAUCCGCGGCGUUGGAACGAACUUUACAAAGGAGGCCGAGCUUGGUGGCAUGGUGUUCCUACCAUCCGUCAAAGGGCAGAGCGGCUCGUCUGUCGACAUCGCCGAGAUCAUUGGCCCCGAAGAGCUGCGGACGAAACGGCCAUUCAAGGGCGCGACGCCGUUGAAGCAGCUUACAGGCCGAACCGAUAUCGACGAGAACGGGCAUCUCACUGACAAGAGUGUCAAGGGGUGCAGAGAGGGCUACGAGGGCACCAAGUUCAAGCUCGCGCCGCACAUUGAUCAGACCAAGGUAUACCAUGCUGUCUUCAACAGGCUCAAGGGCGGAGGCUGUGUUGGUAUCUUCCCCGAGGGAGGUAGCCACGAUCGCACCGGCCUCCUCCCCUUGAAGGCUGGUGUUGCCAUCAUGGCCCUGGGCACUCUGGCCGAGGCGCCAGACUGUGGCCUCAAGAUCGUGCCGGUUGGCAUGAACUAUUUCCAUGCGCACAAGUUCAGAUCCCGGGCGGUCGUCGAGUUUGGCGCGCCCUUUGAGAUUCCCACGGAGCUGGUAGAGAUGUACAAGAGCGGGAACAGGCGCGAUGCCAUUGCCCAGGUUUUGGACAUGGUGCAUCCCGCCCUCGCCGCCGUCACCGUUUCAACACCGGACUAUGACACCUUGAUGAUGAUACAGGCUGCUCGGCGGCUCUACAACCCUACGGGAAAGAAGCUACCGCUGCCGGUCGUGGUGGAGCUUAAUCGGCGCCUCGCCAUGGGCUACGAGAAGUACAAGGACGACGAGCGCCUCAAGAGCCUCCAGGUCGCGGUCAAGGAGUACAACAAACAGCUCAGAUAUCUCAACCUUCGCGACCAUCAGGUCCAAUACGCCAAGAUGUCGCUGCCAAAGGUCAUUUUCCUGUUCCUCUACCGCCUUACGAAACUCCUGAUCCUGUCGGUCGCCGUCCUUCCUGGUCUCAUACUGUUCGCGCCCGUUUUUGUGGUGUCCAAGCUCUAUAGUAUCAAGAAGGCGCGAGAGGCUCUUGCCGGGUCAUCCGUCAAGAUCCAGGGACGAGACGUCAUGGCGACGUGGAAGCUCCUGGUAUCUAUGGCCUUUGCGCCCGUUCUUUACAACUUUUACUGCGUCCUCUUUGUCUACAAGGUCGGAUCGGACAGGCUCUGGGGACACGUACCGGCCUGGGCGAGCGACGCGCCGUGGUGGCUCGUCUUUCUCACCGGCUGGAUCCUGUUCCCGCUCAUCACGUUUGCGGCGCUCAGGUUUGGCGAGGUCGGGAUGGACAUCUUCAAGUCCCUGCGACCGUUGGUCAUGUGCAUCAACCCUUCGUCCAGCUACAGCAUCCACAAGCUCCGAGAGACGCGGGCCGAACUGAGCGAACAGGUGACCGAUCUGAUCAACACGCUCGGCCCGGAGAUGUUCCCGGACUUUGAGUACACGCGGCUCGUCAAGCCCGACGGCAGGCCGUCGUCGCCGCCGCCGCGCAGGAGGCGCGAUAGCGACGUGUCGAGCGGCAGCUUCGACGUGGAGAGCCCGCCGGUGCUGGCUAGGAGGAGCACGACGCAGUCGAGCCGGGCGAUCCCGCGCAACGAGUCGUUCAGCAACAUCGGGCGCAUCGGCAUGUUCGCGACGCGGCCGCCGUCGCGGUCGCGGUCGCGCAGCAGCAGCAGCGGGGGCGGGUUCGGCAUGGGCGGGUUCCCCGUCAGCGCCUUCACGACGCUCGACUCCAAGGAAGGGUUCGACGAGGCGAGCCAGAAGAUCCGGGCGGCGAUGCGGGAGCGGGGCGAGAUGCGGCGGCGCAAGAGCCGCACUGCCUCCAAGGGGAUCCAGCUGGGGCAGGAGGACAGCGAGGAGGAGGAGGACGGAGGAGGGCACGAGUACGACGACGAGGCGAGGAGGAAGGACGAAUGA
This is a messenger RNA of Thyridium curvatum, 2319 nucleotides long. RefSeq lists its product as uncharacterized. Bases 1 to 2319 code for a protein of 772 amino acids. The record is from RefSeq and is a predicted model, not a curated record. Lineage: Eukaryota; Fungi; Ascomycota; Sordariomycetes; Thyridiales; Thyridiaceae. Gene Ontology annotation, biological process: phospholipid biosynthetic process. The transcript has 2 exons. Gene Ontology annotation, cellular component: endoplasmic reticulum membrane. Gene Ontology annotation, molecular function: glycerol-3-phosphate O-acyltransferase activity; glycerone-phosphate O-acyltransferase activity.